This is a messenger RNA of Aspergillus wentii DTO 134E9, 2030 nucleotides long. Its product is annotated as stealth family protein. Bases 122 to 1885 code for a protein of 587 amino acids. The record is from RefSeq and is a predicted model, not a curated record. NCBI's taxonomy places the organism in Eukaryota, Fungi, Ascomycota, Eurotiomycetes, Eurotiales, Aspergillaceae. The transcript has a single exon. Gene Ontology annotation, molecular function: transferase activity, transferring phosphorus-containing groups. Gene Ontology annotation, cellular component: Golgi apparatus.
GAAUAAAACAACUAAAUUCAUAGAAUAUUGGCCUGGCAAUCUCGAUAUAAUCAUAUAUGCCAAUCCCUGGUCCUAAUUGCCAGACAAACAGUUUGCGACAAAGCACGGCGAUCCAACAACGAUGCCAUCUACUUUUGGUCGCCAGCUUGCCGCGCUGGGACUGUUGAUAUUUCUAUCAAGAGGUUUUCCAGCACGGCAAGCAGACAGCAUUGGCCACGUGGAUUUCCAAACGGACUCGUUGGGCCCCAUUGAUGCCGUUUACACCUGGGUCAACGGAUCUGAUCCGACCUGGAAGAGCAAGAGGGACUAUUGGCAUCAGCUCUGGAUUCAGGAACAGGAUGGACUGUCUCCGAAUAUCACCAACAGGCAGAGCGCAGACAGAAACGAUCAAGGCGAUGGUGCCGCCGACGAGAAUCAUUUCCGAGACAACGACGAGCUGCGCUAUUCCGUGCGCUCUGUCGAGCAAUAUGCGCCCUGGAUCCGCCGCAUCUACAUUGUCACCAACGGCCAGGUGCCCUCCUGGUUAGACGCCGACAGUCCUCGGAUCCAAAUUGUCCGCCAUUCGGACAUCUUUCAGAAUACGUCGCAUUUGCCUGUCUUCUCUUCCUCCGCCAUUGAAAGCAACCUCGACCGAAUCCCCGGUCUCAGUGAUUAUUUUCUCUACUUUAACGACGAUGUCUUUCUGGGUGCACCCGUCUCGCUAGAUGACUUUAUCACGCCGGCUGGGGUGCAGAACAUCCACCUGUCCCACCCGGUUCCACUCGGAGAUGAUGCAUAUCCGGAGUAUUGGUCCAAAGACCGCCUUACGCCAAAGAGCCCCGACGAGUUCGAGGACUACGGCUUUGUGGAUGAUGGGCAGGGGGGAGUAAAAACUGAACAGCUGUUAGGGAAAGCAGUUAUCUCCUCGCUAUGUGAGCAGGACACAGAGAUCCCGCAGUCUUUCCUUGACGAGAUCUGGGCAUCAAACAGGACAGCACCGGACAACAGCAAGCAGAUCAAAACUGUCGCACUACUGGAUGCAAUCUCGCAAUGCCCCAAGGACCAUGACUUGGUAGCCGAUGCCAUCCGCUCCGUCAUCAAGGCAUUCAACGGGCGAUUCCAGCAAUCGAAACACCUCCGGAGAGUCCCGUCGCACAUGCCGCAUAUGAUCAACAAGCACGUCUUGACCGAGCUGAAAUGGAUGUUUCCCGAGGAAUUCCAGCUCAACUCAGCGCACCGGUUUCGACACCCGCAUGAUCUACAGGUGGGCUUUGCCUAUUUCAACUAUCUAGUCAAUCGACCGUAUUUCUUGUCUUCUAAACUGUCUGCGAUGCGGGAUCAACACCUUGCCCUUGGCCGAGAAGGUAAUCUUCGAGCUCUCGCGGAUGUUCUGUGUACACAAAGCGACCCAAUCGGGUUUUAUGAAUCUAUUCAAAAGUGUCUUCAGCAUCGCCUCGCGCCGACCAACUCGGAAACAACGGUAGCCAUGUUUGCCCAGGACGUCGAAUAUUGCAUCAAUACGGUAACGUUACCACCUGACGUACAGAGAAAGGGAUAUAGACUGAAGAUGGGAACCGAUGUGACCUUUCACAUGCUGGGAGAUGACAAUGAGACCACCCUGUCCCAGCUGCAGUCGACGAGAAACCGACCAACCAAAUUCAUCUGCCUUAAUGACGACAUGAAGAGUCCAUCGCUCGAUGUGAGACGGGCGUUUAUCCAGUUACUGCAAGACCUGUGGCCAGUUCCCUCCAGCUUCGAGAAAGACGUCGGCGCACUCUUGAGCAAAACACAAACCUCUGCCUAUCAGGUGUCUGUUAUAAUGCUGUGCCUUUAUGGGUUCAUCGUGCUACUCUGUUUGUUGCGGCCUGCGCAAGAAGACUUGAUACUAGCUCGGGUGUAUAAUUAAGGAUUAGUUUUGAUCCCAAGUCUUGUUCCAUAUGCAAGAACAUCCAUGUUAAGUGGCAUUAAUUAUGACCGGAUGAGAUCCCCGCAAACCAAGGGCCAGCGAGCCAUGGUAAACGAGCACAUGAAGCUAUCAGGUAUGACCCAGA